Guillardia theta CCMP2712 is the source of this 951-nucleotide messenger RNA. RefSeq lists its product as hypothetical. The record is from RefSeq and is a predicted model, not a curated record. The transcript is spliced from 12 exons. Bases 1 to 951 code for a protein of 316 amino acids. Gene Ontology annotation, molecular function: NAD+ binding. Lineage: Eukaryota; Cryptophyceae; Pyrenomonadales; Geminigeraceae.
AUGAUCAAUUCCUGUUUACGCAAGCGCUUCUCGUCACACGUCGUGAGGCAAAGCAACCCCUCCUUCGAGCCUCCAACGGGCCAUGGCCAAGAGCAGGAUGCUGCAUAUAAGCUUGCUUCCUGGAUCGACAGGUGCAGCUCGCAGAGGAUCGUAGCUCUGACAGGCGCGGGAGUGAGCACGGAGAGUGGGAUACCUGACUACCGAUCCCCCAAUGGUUCGUACAGCAAGGGCCACAAGCCCAUCAUGCACAACAGGUUCAUGACGUCCGUCAACAGUAGGAGAAGGUACUGGGCAAGGUCUUUCUUCGGUUGGCAGCCUCUUGCUCGUGCUCGACCGAACCUGGGGCAUGUCGCCCUGCAGAGACUUGAGGGCAUGAAGGUGUUCGACCACAUCGUCACCCAGAACGUUGAUGGGCUACACCAGAAGGCUGGGAGUGUCAAGGUCCUUGAUCUGCAUGGGAGGAACGACAUCGUCCGAUGCAUGUCCUGUGGGAACCGAAUGUCACGGCAAGAGUUCCAUGAUCAUCAUCUCGAGCCGGCAAACAGAGAAUGGCUGUCCCAUCACGAUCACUACUUCACUGCCGAGAUGCGAGCGGACGGCGAUGUUAACCUGACUAACUCAGACUUCGAGGAUUUUCACGUGCCUGAGUGCAAAGAAUGCGGAGGGAUCAUGAAACCUGACGUUGUUUUCUUCGGCGAUAUCGUUCCCAAGGACAAGAAGGACCAGGCUAGUGAGCUAGUUCAAGGAGCUUCUGGUCUGCUUGUGAUCGGCUCCUCUGUCUCGGUACUGUCGUCCUUCCGGUUGGUGCAAGAGGCUCACAGGCGCAAGAUUCCCAUCGCAGCCAUCAACAUAGGAGAGACAAGGAUGGACAAACAACAAGUCAACCACCUCAAGAUCCACGAGCGAUGUGGGCCUGUCUUGGAGAAGCUGGUCAAGCUUCUCCAGCGCUAG